Molecule: messenger RNA, 479 nt
Organism: Camelina sativa (false flax)
Lineage: Eukaryota; Viridiplantae; Streptophyta; Magnoliopsida; Brassicales; Brassicaceae
Source: RefSeq, a predicted model, not a curated record
AAACCUUUUUGGUUAGUUAAUAUGUUUGUUAUUGCAGAAGAACACGCCGUGGCUAUCAGUGCCACAGUUUGGUGAUUGGGACCAAAAAGGAGGAGGAACAAUGCCUGACUACUCUAUGGAUUUCACUAAGAUUAGAGAGAUGAGGAAACAAAACAAAAGAGACCCUUCUCGUGCCAGUUUAGGCAACGAGGAUGAGCUCAUUAAUCCACCCGACUCAGCUGCUACUUCAACUACUGCUAAACUCACCACUAUCCAAAGCCAAAACCGACCUGACUUUUCUCCCAUCCACCAUCACCAACCACAUUCUCCUUCUACGAGGAGAAGCAUCUUCAGCUGCUUCAACUGCUGCGUCAAGGCUUGAAGGUUUCUUUUUUUAAGCAAAGGAGCAGUUUCAUUAUUGACUUGUGUGAUUCGAAUAUGGAAAUGUAAUGUAAUGACCCUUUAAUAUAUGUUUCAAUCCAUUUCUCUUUUUCUUUCUU